UCUCCCUCCACUCAGUUCAUAACCGUUCAGACUAUUUAACCGGCUACUUUGAGUAUUGUGUUACACUGUAUUCAACUAACCGGGGAACAUCCUUACGAUGAAUACAAACUACCCUCCAUCUCGUCUUCAAGUAUCAAGUUUGUCAUGUAAAAAUAAGUGUGGCUUUUAUGGGAAUCCUUCAUGGGAUGGAUACUGUUCCGUGUGCUAUCGCAACGCCCAUCAAAGACAAUCGAAUUUUCGUCAGGCUUCCUCCACUUCAUCACUUUCAACUCCAAGUUCAGAAGUAGAGGUUAAGCCCAAACAUAGCACUGGAAGGAAUACAACUUCUAUCAAAAAUAUAUUUAAGGUUCCUCGAGAUGAUAACCGGGACCAAAUUUCAGUGAACCCAGAAGAGUGUUUACAAGCCGAAAAAGAAUUUAAAACAUUUCUAAACACCCUUCGAGCCUCUGCAAAUGCCGACAUUUCCCGCCAUGUUUCAAAGCUUAUGGAACAGUUGGAGCCUAUUCGAAGUUCAAAUAUUAAUCAAGCCUCAAUGAUUGUGCAAGACUUUUAUCACAACCUUUCAAACCGUAUUUCAAAUAAUCCUAUGUAUUCAAAUUUGUCACCAAAAACCAAAGAAUCUGUUUUAAACUCAGUUGAACGUUUCGUUACAACUUGGAUUUAUUUUUGGGCUUUUGCUUCACCUACAACGGAUGAUGAAGACAUAGAUUUGAAAUUACAGGAAAAAAUUCGAUCAUUGCAUUGGGUAACUCCCUACUUGCUUGAUUCACCGAUUAAUCCUAAUUCGUCAGAGGAACUUGCCCAUUUAGAUCUAGCAACAUUUGCUCUUAUCAAAGUGAAUACAUUACUUGCAUCUGAAGAUAAAUUAAAUCAAAUAGUUCAGUGUUGUCGUAGUGUAUUCGAUGCAUUAAGAUCUCACUAUCGAAAUUAUGCCGCUAUAACACAACAAUAUUUAUCUAACAACAAUAAUAAUGAUAAAAGCCCAACACCUGAUUAUAUGCCUAGUCAAAAUGAAAAUAACAAUUCAACUCAUGUACAAAAUAAUGUCAUGAAUAACUCUGUGAAUAUAACUAAUAAUGUUGUAUUCGAACAAGAAGAUACCGCUAAUGCUGACGAUUUUUUACCGACACUAAUUUGGAUUGUACUGAAUUCAAAUCCACCAUUAAUCUAUUCUAAUUUACAAUUUAUAAUGAGAUUUGCUAAUCAGAAUAGACUGAAUAGUGGUGAAGCUGGUUAUUUCUUCACGAAUUUAUUAGCAGGGCUGAAACGAUCCUUCGUUCCGUUCGCCGAUUUUAGGUGAUCUCGUGAUUUCUUCAAAAAUAGCUAAUUCCAUAACAGUAUACCACAGCCUCCUUCUCUUUUAUCCCCGGCUACUUCGUAGGACAAAUCUAGUAAAGAAGAGUUACUUAAUGGAGAGAUCAAAGAAGAUCAAUUGACAUUUGAAUUCAUUCAAUUACAUAUCGGUUACAUUCAGUGAUUAUUAAUCAGGGCAUUUUCUAACCUAAACAAGUGUCACAUGAAUGUGUCAUACUGAAUUAAUCAAUACAAUAAAAGUGUACUACCAGUUAAAUGAACAAAAAUCACAUUAAAUUAAUUCAUAGAAAGAAAAGCGUACUAGAAGUCGGUUGAAUGAAAACUACCCUAAAUCAAUAUAUGAUCCUACAACUGAUUUCGUAAUACGUUGUCUUUGGGAAUCGAACAUCAUUAACAAAGCUAAACCGCUUCCUUCAACAAAUCAAACUUGUCUCUUGAUCAACAUUUAAGUUCACUCUAUCCGAAAACCAUAAAAUAUUUUCUUAUUGAAUUUCCCAAGUUUUAUUCAAUCAACACAAAGCUAUCUAUCGUGUGCUGUUCACUUCCUGAGAAAUCUAACUCAUGAGUCAUUAAGUUUAUCCGAGGAAGAUUUUAGUCGAUGUAUGAGGAAAGGUUUAUUAUUAAUCAGACGUCCUGGUGAACCAUUAUCAGAAAACGAAAAAUUAUUAAUGGAUAAUGGAAUUCGUCUUGCAGAUUUAGAAGAUAGCCUAAAUGAUUUAAAUACAAAAUUAGAAUCAGCUGAAUUGGAUAUGAAACGAUUUCAUGAAUAUUUUCAUCAUGAAAUAAAACAAAUACGAACAAAUAUUCCAUUGAAUGUACGUAUAGAUGAUUUAGAUUCACGUCAUUUAGAAAAUCCACAUAUUUUAUUAUUAGGUCCAUUAUGUAAAUCAAAUCGGCAAAAUGAAUCAUUACUAGACUGUGAUUUGGAUGAGGCUACAAAUUGUCUAUUACCAGAUCCCAUACAACCAACUCCAUAUGUUGCUGUUGAUCAUUGUAAAAAAAGUGUAUAAAUCCAUAUACAUCUAUUUACUUAUUUAUAAGUUUUUAAAAAAAAUAAUAUUAACUUUUAAUUUUCAUUGAAUUUUAAUUUAAAAAGAAUGUUUAUAUUUCUUUCGAAAGGUUUUUAUGGAUGUAUAGUGUAAACAAUCAAUAAAUUAGUGUAUAUUAAACUACUAUUAUUUUUAUCCAUCGUUUUCGAUCUCAUACUUAUUUCAGAGAGUAAUAAACAAAGAUUCUAAG
Messenger RNA from Schistosoma mattheei, 2553 nucleotides. The record is from the annotation of a GenBank genome assembly. NCBI's taxonomy places the organism in Eukaryota, Metazoa, Platyhelminthes, Trematoda, Strigeidida, Schistosomatidae.